AAUAAAUGUCAUUGACCGAGUUAUCACACGUAGGGUUUCUAAUUGGAUUAUGUGCUAAAAAUUGGUUUUUGGUUAAUUUCAUUACGUCUAUUUAAUAACUAGAAAGCAAGAUGUGGUUGGACGAAGCGGACGGCUUCGCCGAAAUAUUUAGAGGCUAUUUGCCAUACUAUCUCCUAGUUGCUCUGCCUAUUUUUAUCAUCAUGUCUCCUGUGAACCCAGUGGCGGCUUCUCAUGAGUUCUCGGUCUACAGAAUGCAACAAUACGACCUCCACACCGUCCCUCACGGCUGCCGCAGCUCCAGCAUCAAUCUCGAAGGCCGCUCGCUCACAUCCUGGAGCACCUCUCGCCACUGCGUGGUGGCUAGAGUCCAGGACGUCAGCAUCGACCAGUUCAUGGAGAUCCGGGCCAAAGCCGGAGCCCUGCUCCUGGUUCUGCCCAAGAAUGACACCAUUCUUACGCCUGAAGAGAAAGAGCACAUCCAACUCCUAGAGAUGGCUAUGAUCCAGCAAGAAGUGAACGCUCCAGUCUACUUCGCACAGUGGGCGCCAGAAUUUGAAGACAUCAUCCAAGAUCUGCAGCACAGCAUGAUCACCGAUGACAAGUCCGGCACUGCUCUCGAGGCUAUGUUCAACGGGGUGUCUUCUAACGGGUAUCAGAUUGGUAUGUGUCUUGUGGAAAUGGUAUUGAAAUGAUUUCUCGUCGUUUUUAGGGUUCCGUAGUCCUGACAAGGAACCUGUAGCCGCCAGCGACCACAAUAAAAAUCGUCUUCGAAUCGAAACAAUGAAUGUUUGCAGCCGAAGUCACAAGCAAUAACUUUCAGCACAGAAACACCACAUUGGUCAUCAUAAUAGAAACAGGAAUGUGGCCCUGACAAGAGCCGUUGCAUAGCUCUGAGAAGAGCUGUUUCGUUGUGACCACUGCACGUCGCACCGUCCCUCAUCGCAGCACCAGCACCGCUCGCACCACUGUCACCAAGCAGCAUCACCAACGCCCACGCGUGGAGCGGCGAGCCGCGUGGGCACGCGCCGCGUCGCGCUCCGGUACACGCGUGCGUCCUGCGCCGCUGCCCGCCGUCGAAAAGAUCGAGGCUGGGGGCAGCGGGCACUCCAGUCGACACCUCCCCUCGCACUCCGCGCGCGCGCCGCGCGACAAGGAGGUAGCGUGAGAGCGAGACAGAAGACUCGCGCCGCACUCGGAACACUGCGCGAACCCGGUGACAGAGAGACAUCGUGGGAGCGAGACGACAAGAAUAUAACAUCAAACGGCGAUUGGUCAAAAUGUAUGGUUGCUUAGGUAGUCUAGUUGUACAUAAG
This is a messenger RNA of Ostrinia furnacalis (Asian corn borer), 1313 nucleotides long. RefSeq names its product nicalin. The transcript is spliced from 3 exons. Lineage: Eukaryota; Metazoa; Arthropoda; Insecta; Lepidoptera; Crambidae. The coding region runs from base 111 to 692 and encodes 193 amino acids. The record is from RefSeq and is a predicted model, not a curated record. Gene Ontology annotation, biological process: regulation of signal transduction. Gene Ontology annotation, cellular component: membrane.